AUGCCGACUUGGCUGGACCGCCAGCCCGACGAGCGUGCGCGGAUCGCCCAGGUGCCAUGCAUCUUUUGCGCCGAGGCGACGCACAGCGUUGUCGAGUGUCGCGCCUUGCGCACGGCCAUUCGCACGAAGACAGUACUGGCGUCGUUCAAGUGGCCGCGCGGUCUGCUCUGUGCAUACUGCACCUUCUUCGGUCUUGUUGGCAACCACGACAUCGCACGCUGCACCAUGCUCGUGGAGCACAUGCAUUAUCGCAAGGUGCCCAAGGUCUUUGUGAAGUACUACAAACCAAAGAACCUCCUGCUUCCAGUACCUACAGAGUGUCCGCCGGUCCGUCCGAUCCCGCACCGCCACGACGUCGUGUGCGGGUACUGCUCGGUCGAGGGCCACGAUCCAAAGCAGUGCCAUGAGCUGCACACCGACGUUUGCGCCGGCUGCAUGCGUCGGUAG
Molecule: messenger RNA, 447 nt
Organism: Saprolegnia parasitica CBS 223.65
Lineage: Eukaryota; Oomycota; Saprolegniomycetes; Saprolegniales; Saprolegniaceae
Exons: 2
Coding region: 1-447 (148 amino acids)
Source: RefSeq, a predicted model, not a curated record